AUGGCGCUUGGAGGCGGACCGGGCGGCGGUUCCCCUCUUCUCGUUUCUGCCGCGGACAUCCUCGCAGCCGCCGUGGAGAAAAGACGGCAGGACCAGCUAGCGGCGAGUGCUGCGUGGACAGCAGACGGCGAACCGCCCGCUGCUCCCACGUCAUCUGAACCGGCGUCUUCUAGAAGUGAAUCGGCUGAUGGGGGCUGCGACACACAGUCCGUCCCCCCACCCAACGCAGUGCAUCUGCAUGUGUACGAUCUCGACCCUACAAUCAGCAAAUACAUGAACAAAGUUAUGCGGCCUCUCGGCGCAGGGGCUUUCCACGCAGGAGUUGAGGUGUACGGGAUUGAGUACUGCUACGGACAAACGCACGACAAAUCUCCAGGUAUCACAGUGAAUCGCCCUCGUCGGCACCCGGCCCACAUCUACCGAGAAACAAUCUAUAUGGGAGAGACGGCUCUGGCACACGAAGAGUUUGUGGCUCUCAUUGAAGCCCUGAAGGAUGAAUGGCCCGGCGAAAAAUACAACAUCUUGACGAGGAACUGUCUGAACUUUGCAGAUCAGCUAUGUCUCCUUCUCGGAGUGGGGUGUCUCCCCCCGUGGCUUCUGCGCCUUCAACAGCAGGCCUCGAGUCUGCAGGAGAGCAUGCAGUACGCGGCGCGGAGACUCCAGCAAAUCGAUGAGACCACAGGCCUCUCUGCUGUGGCGUCGGCGGCAGCCACCGCAGCCGCAGCUGCUGCGCGGGCCUUUGGCGGUUUUCUGCGGCCUUCCUUGGAAUCCCAGGAAGGGCGAAGCGUCUCCUCUCGUCUCGAUCGCGCCCUAACCUCGGGGAUCAGUCUGCUGUCAGGCGGUUUAGGCGCUUUCGCAGACGGCGUGGCUGUAGGUCUCGCUGGCCUGAUGGACGACGAUGAUGCCGACGUUCCGUAUCCUGAUCCUAGCUACGUUUCUACCUUGCACUGUUCUCUCCCUGAAGCGUCUCUCCAAGAGUCUCCUCAACCCUCUACCCUCCCUCCUUCCACAUCUUCUCCGUUGUCUUCCUCUCCUGCUCGUUCUCUCUCUGCGUCUGCCGCUGCGUCUGGUGCUUCUGCCGGGGAGCGACAGGUGCAGUCUCCUGACAACAAUGGCAAGCUGUUUUACCUCUACGACGAAGCGGAUCUUUCUCCUUCGCAGCUUCUAGAGGAAGAAAACAAUAAUAUUCUGCCUGACCACGUGGUGGAGUCCUCUGUGUACUCUCUUUCGCUUACACCUGGAGCUGGAGACAGUGGCGCGGCAUAG
This is a messenger RNA of Neospora caninum, 1266 nucleotides long. RefSeq lists its product as hypothetical. Lineage: Eukaryota; Apicomplexa; Conoidasida; Eucoccidiorida; Sarcocystidae. The record is from RefSeq and is a predicted model, not a curated record. The coding region runs from base 1 to 1266 and encodes 421 amino acids. Gene Ontology annotation, molecular function: deubiquitinase activity. Gene Ontology annotation, biological process: protein deubiquitination. The transcript is spliced from 6 exons.